Molecule: messenger RNA, 585 nt
Organism: Plasmodium adleri (nom. inval.)
Lineage: Eukaryota; Apicomplexa; Aconoidasida; Haemosporida; Plasmodiidae
Product: proteasome subunit beta type-2, putative
Exons: 2
Coding region: 1-585 (194 amino acids)
Biological process (GO): proteasomal protein catabolic process
Cellular component (GO): proteasome core complex, beta-subunit complex; proteasome core complex; nucleus
Molecular function (GO): peptidase activity
Source: RefSeq, a predicted model, not a curated record
AUGGAUACUUUGAUUGGUUUAAGAGGAAACAAUUUCGUAAUUCUGGCUGCUGAUACAUAUAGCAUAAAUUCAAUAAUUAAAUUAAAAAACAAUGACAAUACCAAAUUUUAUGAUAUAAAAGGAAAUAAAUGUUUAUUACUUGGAGGCUCAAUAGGAGACAGAUUACAAUUUGGAGAAUUCAUUCGAAAAAAUAUUCAUUUGUAUCAAUAUCAGAAUAAUUCUGAAAUGUUGGUUAAGAGUUUUGCUUUUUUUACAAGAAAAAAUUUGGCUUACUACUUGAGAAAAAACCCUUACGAAGUUAACUGUCUCAUGGCUGGAUUUGACAAGGAUGGAUAUCAACUAUAUUGGUGUGAUUAUUUAAGCAAUAUGGAUUCUGUAAAUAAAGGUGCUCAUGGAUAUGGAGCUUAUUUAGUCAGUGCAAUAUUAGAUAAAUAUUAUCAUGAAAAUCUAACAGUUGAUGAAGCAUUAAAUAUAUUUAAAUUAUGUUUUGAAGAAUUAAAAAAAAGAUUUCUAUUAACUCAAAUUAAUUAUGAACUAAGAAUAAUGCACGAUAAUAAAAUUGAGACACAAUAUGUAACCAUAUAA